AAAAGGCAACAAAAAUGUUUUGACACAAUCGGAUUUGACAAGUGCCGCGAAAAUGGGAUAAAUCUUUUGUGUUGUAAAGAGAAAUAAAAAAUACAAGGAUGAUUAAGCGACCAUCAGCCCACAGCCGGCCCAGCGUGCAUGCUAGCACGUCGAAGGCUGCCAGGACUACUGUCCAGGGCCCACACAAGGAGUACAAGAAAUGGACCAAGCCACGUCUUACCAAAGACCUGACGGGCCCCUCGGCUCCAGACCUGAAGGAGAUGAGUCGAGCGGCCGCCCGCAACUGCGCACGCACACACGUGCGCCCGCCCGGGGACAGCACCAACACCGACGAGGUGCGCUUCCAACGCGUCUCCGUCAGUGGGAUACACGUUACUGGGGUGCCGCUGGAGGACUUGAUCCGGUCCGCACAGUUGCUGCUCCAGGCUCUGACGUACCGGCAGCGGUACAUGACCCAGUCCCACCAGUACUUCUCCCCGUUGGUGGAUAACUACCUGCGCAACCAGAAGCGCCGGGAGACUUACUCCAGUAUUAAGCUUCAACUUUCUGACUACGACGAAACCAAUGCCAUUAACUUGGAUAGUACGCUUGCUGACCAUUACAUGCAUCUGACGACGUGCUCCUCUGACGAGCUGGUGCCGCCAAUGAAAGUCAGUCCUCAGGUCUCGGACGCUAGAAUGACAAUGGCGAAUAUUAAAAAUCCGGACGCGCUACGAGGUGCCACCGAGAGCUACGAGGAGCUGCCGGCUAUAUCAAAAAUAUUGUCAAUCGAUCCCUGGUCGGUGCCUCACCCCACGGACACUCACUUCGUCUGCCAGUGGGAAAACGGUGUAAUGGUGAUCUACCGCAACCCGCUCGACGUGGAGGCCCACGCUCCACUGCCCUACGAGGCCAUAUCCUUCCAGGAGUUCGCAGCUGACCUGGCUAACCUACAGUCCAUGAUCUGCGACGGUCCACUCAAAUCGUUCUGCUACCGUCGGCUGUCGUACCUGUCGUCCAAGUUCAAGAUGCACGUGCUGCUCAACGAGCUGCAUGAGCUGGCGCUGCAGAAGGCCGUGCCGCAUCGAGACUUCUACAAUGUCAAGAAAGUGGACACUCACAUCCACGCAGCAUCCUGCAUGAACCAGAAGCAUCUGCUGCGCUUCAUCAAGCGGACCCUGAGGACUCAGCCUGAUGAGGUGGUCGCCAUGCGGGAUGGGAUGCCAGUUACGCUGAGGAACGUCUUCGAAGACAUGUGUCUCGACGCUUACGACCUGAAUGUGGAUAUCUUGGAUGUGCAUGCGGACCGUAACACAUUUCUUCGGUUCGACAAGUUUAAUUCCAAGUAUAACCCUAUCGGUGAGAGCAGACUGCGCGAGGUCUUCCUCAAGACUGACAACCACAUGAACGGGAAGUACUUCGCUAGCAUUAUUAAGGAGGUGAUGGGGGACCUCAAAGACAAUAGGUACACGUACGCGGAGCCCCGCAUCUCCAUCUACUGUAAACGCUUCAAUGAAUGGAGCAAGCUCGCCUCGUGGGCGCUGAAGAAUGACGUCCACUCGCCCCACGUACGCUGGCUCGUACAGGUGCCGAGGCUUUACGACAUCUACCGGUACAAGAAGUUGAUAAAGAACUUCCAGGAGUUUUUGACAAACUUAUUCGAGCCGCUAUUCCUCGUCUCCGUGGAUCCUAGCUCGGACCCGGAUCUGCAUAAAUUUCUUUCACACGUAAUCGGCUUCGACAGCGUGGACGACGAGUCUAAGCCGGAGAACACGAUGCUGCCGGCCGACAUGAAGACUCCUGAGCAGUGGGAUGAUGAGGAGAACCCGCCGUACGCGUACUACCUGUACUACAUGUACGCCAACAUUUCUGUGCUCAACCAGUUGAGGAAAGAACAAGGCCUGAACACGUUCGCGCUUCGUCCCCAUUGCGGCGAGGCAGGACCCGCUGUGCACAUGUCUGUAGCCUUCCUGCUCGCUGAGAACAUUUCUCACGGGCUAGUACUGAGAAAGGUGCCAGUCCUCCAGUACAUGUACUACCUGGCGCAGAUCUUCAUAGCUAUGUCCCCUCUCAGUAACAACUCCCUCUUUCUGAGGUACCACCGCAACCCUCUGCCCGAAUACUUCUCUAGAGGACUGAGGGUUACGCUCAGCACUGAUGACCCGUUGCAGUUUCAUUAUACUAAGGAGCCGCUGAUGGAGGAGUACAGCAUCGCCGCUCAAGCGUGGAAGUUGAGCUCGUGUGACAUGUGCGAGCUCGCCAGGAACUCUGUCAUCAUGUCCGGGUUCCCACACGAGAUGAAGCAGCACUGGCUGGGCGACGAGUACAUGCAGGAGGGCCCCGAGGGCAAUGACAUCACGCACACCAACGUGCCAGACGUGCGCAUCUCCUUCAGGCACGAGACGCUCAUUGACGAGCUGGAGAACUUGUUCCGGGCACCAUUAUAAUAGAGGAAAUAAGUAAGUAAGGGAUUGAUUACUCAUUAACAAAACAGUACGUUCGGUGAAGUCUAUUUAUUUAUUACGAAAACAAGUAAUCGCGGCACUUUUAUUAUAUGAAUAAUCACUGUAAAUAGAAGUUGGUAGAAUUAAAACAACAUUAUUACUGUU
Molecule: messenger RNA, 2588 nt
Organism: Spodoptera frugiperda (fall armyworm)
Lineage: Eukaryota; Metazoa; Arthropoda; Insecta; Lepidoptera; Noctuidae
Product: AMP deaminase 2-like
Exons: 17
Coding region: 99-2426 (775 amino acids)
Biological process (GO): IMP salvage; AMP metabolic process
Cellular component (GO): cytosol
Molecular function (GO): AMP deaminase activity
Source: RefSeq, a predicted model, not a curated record